AUGCAGUUCUACACGCCUGUCUUCCGGUGCGAGGUUGAGGGAGUUGCGGAGACGCAGAGUGUCGUGUUGGAAAAGGAUUCGGACACUGGUUUUGAUGUCGUCGUCACGGAGGAGAAUACCUCGGGCUACAAGGUCAAGGCAAGCCCGCGUCUGGUGGACCGUUGGCUGGAUGCUGUCGUGUGUAUUGCUGGCUCGUCUCCUGUCUUCCUGCUAAUUCUUGGAGGCCUCCUUACUUGGGCUCUCAUGGGUAUCCGCUUUGGUCAAUCCGUCGUCUGGGUCGCCAUGAUAUCCGAUGUUCAAGCUAUUAUGUGCUACGUCUUCGACUCGUUCCUGAUGCGCCAACUACUUCGAGAGUACUCGGAGCAGCGAUCCGCUAUGGCUGAGAUGAAAUCUCGUUGCAGCAGCCACCGCCGAAUGCUCGUCAAACUGAAGGCAAAGAUGGAUCCUGACACUAUUCGCCGCAUCGCAGAGAAGUGCCAGGAUGAGCCUCUGCUUUCUCUGGAUCAUGGACUCCGGACGAAAAGCCUCUUUGCCCGGUCCAUCAUCCUUUCUGCUAAGUUGCUUGGACAUAUCAUAACGGUUGGUCUGUACUGGGUCGGUAUUUUUGUCUGGCUAGGUUUUGGUCAUUACUGUGGCUGGUCAAAUCGGUGGCAGUUGUACAUCAACGAUGCCACUUCUGCACUGAUGGUUUUUGUAUUCGCAUUCUUGGCUUGCCUUCGUGAAUGCUAUGCAGCAUACACCCACAACUGUGUCGAAGCAAUCUUCCGACUCGACUCGGCGCUUGAGAAACAACUCCGUCGUCUCAGCCAGGACGAUCGGCCUAAUACUAGCGAGAUAAUCAUGCCGCCGAAGGAGAGCUACCUCCAAAUUGUCGUCUUCUACUAUGCCGACGUCAUUGGUACAUUGGCGGGACUCAUCAUUCUCCUAUUGGUCAUUAUCACCUGGGCAUCUGUUGGACCCGUCUUCAAGUUCAACAACACCUGGUGGCUUCUCAUCGGUACCUAUGCCGGACUUGUGGGUUUGUUCGACAGUUUCGUUCUUCGCAACAUUCAAGGAAAGGUUCACCAGUACUUUGAAACCCAAGUCGAUGGGCUAGUUGAGGAUGACAAUGUACUUUUCGACGGGCUAUCCCUGCCGAUCCCCUCGGUCGAAGAAUCCAAAGCGCCAUCUCUGAGUCAACGUGCGUCUCGCUACAUGGAUGCAAUCAGCUCAAACCUACUCAUGGUUGUGGCUGGCUUUCUGCUAACCAUCGGCUGUAUCAUUACAUCGAGUGCCAUGCACUGGAGCCUCACUGGACAGUUGAUCUCCAAUGUGCCCCCCAGUAUCAUUGAGACGUUUUUCAUGCUCAUCUUGGUCACCGGACAGAACGAUGCCGAGGCCAAGGCUCGCAUCGACUUGAGGAACAUCUACAACCGAAGACAGCGACUGCUCUCUUUCAUGAAGCAUGUCAAAACUGUUGACCGUGAGAUUCUUUCUGUCUAA
Molecule: messenger RNA, 1482 nt
Organism: Penicillium nucicola
Lineage: Eukaryota; Fungi; Ascomycota; Eurotiomycetes; Eurotiales; Aspergillaceae
Exons: 1
Coding region: 1-1482 (493 amino acids)
Biological process (GO): transmembrane transport
Source: RefSeq, a predicted model, not a curated record